Molecule: messenger RNA, 1083 nt
Organism: Musa acuminata AAA Group (dessert banana)
Lineage: Eukaryota; Viridiplantae; Streptophyta; Magnoliopsida; Zingiberales; Musaceae
Product: beta-galactosidase-like
Exons: 10
Biological process (GO): carbohydrate metabolic process
Cellular component (GO): cell wall; vacuole
Molecular function (GO): beta-galactosidase activity
Source: RefSeq, a predicted model, not a curated record
UCGACGCUGCUGCUACUGGCGGUGGCGUUGGUAGUGGUGUCGUCUCCGUGGCAUUCCUCUCCGGUCGAUGCCUCCGUUUCCUACGACCACAAGGCUAUCAUCGUCAAUGGGCAGAGGAGGAUUCUAAUCUCCGGUUCCAUUCACUAUCCCAGGAGCACCCCGGAGAUGUGGCCGGAUCUCAUCCGGAAGGCUAAAGAUGGCGGCUUGGAUGUUAUCCAGACCUAUGUGUUCUGGAACGGCCACGAGCCGUCCCCUGGCCAGUAUUAUUUUGGUGGUAAUUACGACCUGGUUCGCUUCAUCAAGCUGGUGAAGCAGGCCGGCCUCUAUGUUCAUCUCCGGAUUGGUCCUUAUGUUUGUGCCGAAUGGAACUUUGGGGGAUUUCCUGUCUGGCUAAAAUAUGUUCCUGGCAUCACUUUCAGGAGCGACAAUGGACCUUUCAAGGCGGCCAUGGCGAAGUUCACAGAGAAGAUUGUCGCCAUGAUGAAGUCUGAAGGAUUAUUUGAAUCACAGGGUGGUCCCAUUAUCCUCUCUCAGAUUGAAAAUGAAUAUAGUAUACAGGAGUACUAUGACGGCGCUGCAGCCAAGAACUACCUAAGCUGGGCUGCUCAAAUGGCAGUGGGUCUCAACACCGGUGUGCCGUGGGUCAUGUGCAAGCAAGAUGAUGCACCUGAUCCAGUGAUCAAUGCCUGCAAUGGGUUCUACUGCGAUUACUUCUCACCAAACAAGCCUUAUAAACCGACCAUAUGGACUGAAGCUUGGACUGGCUGGUUCACUGGUUUCGGGGGUCCAAUUCCUCACCGGCCUGUUCAGGACAUGGCUUUUGCUGUCGCAAGGUUUAUAGCGAAAGGUGGUUCCUUCGUUAACUACUAUAUGUACCAUGGAGGAACAAACUUCGGUAGGACGGCUGGUGGUCCUUUUAUUGCGACGAGCUAUGACUAUGAUGCCCCAAUCGAUGAAUACGGUCUGUUAAGGCAACCGAAAUGGGGACAUCUGACAGACCUGCAUAAAGCAAUCAAAUUGUGCGAACCAGCUCUUGUGUCUGGGGAUCCCACAGUGACAAAUCUCGGAAAGUAUCAGGAGGUU